Messenger RNA from Yamadazyma jaroonii, 1152 nucleotides. NCBI's taxonomy places the organism in Eukaryota, Fungi, Ascomycota, Pichiomycetes, Serinales, Debaryomycetaceae. The record is from the annotation of a GenBank genome assembly.
AUGGUUAACGUAUUUAAUCCACAAAUUUUUUUCAUCGUUUUCAGAGAAUCUUUGGAGGCAAUUGUUGUUGUUUCUGUCUUAUUAGCUUUCGUUAAACAAGGUUUAGGAGGAAAUGAUCCAAAAGUUUCAAAGAAAUUAACUCGACAAAUUUGGUUGGGUUCCAUUCUAGGAGUCGUUGUCUGUCUUAUUUUAGGUUGUGCAUUUAUUGGUGCUUUCUACGGUUUAGGUAAAGAUAUUUGGUCCAAAUCUGAAGAUUUAUGGGAAGGUGUUUUCUGUAUCAUUGCAACUGUUUUAAUUUCAAUGAUGGGUAUUGCCAUGUUAAGAAUUAAUAAAAUGAAAGCUAAAUGGAGAGUUAAAUUAGCCAAAGCUAUCUUAUCUGAAAAGAAAGGUAGAUUUAGUCUUGGUCAUUACACUCAAAAAUACGCUAUGUUCAUUUUACCUUUCAUUACUUGUUUAAGAGAAGGUUUAGAAGCUGUUGUUUUCGUUGGUGGUGUUGGUUUAAAUCAACCAGCUACUUCUUUCCCAAUUCCAGUUAUUACUGGUUUAAUUGCUGGGGUUGUUGUUGGUUUAUUAUUAUACUACUUCGGUUCAACAAUUUCCUUACAAAUUUUCUUAAUUGUUUCCACUUCUAUCUUAUAUUUAAUUGCUGCAGGUUUAUUCUCAAGAGGUAUUUGGUAUUUCGAAACUUAUGUCUUUAAUCAAGCUACUGGUGGUGAUGCUUCAGAAAAUGGUUCAGGUCCAGGUACUUACAAUAUUAAGAAAUCUGUUUGGCACGUUAACUGUUGUAAUCCAGAAACUGAUAAUGGUUGGGAUGUUUUCAAUGCUUUAUUAGGAUGGCAAAAUUCUGCUACCUAUGGUAGUGUUAUUUCUUAUAACAUUUAUUGGUUAGUUUUAAUCAUUACUAUUGCUUUAAUGUUAUACCAAGAAAAGACUGGUCACUUACCUUUCACCAAGAACUUAACUUUGAACAAAUUGAAUCCUAUGUAUUAUAUCAAAGGAAAGAAGAAGAAUGAAUUAUCUGAAAAAGAACAAAAUGAAUUAUUCGAAAGAGUCAAGAACCAAAAAUUAGAUUCAAAUGAAUCAGAAUCAGUUGAAAAAGCUGUUGAAAAAUCAACUAAAGAAUCACAAAAAGCUGAAGAACUUUCUAAUUAA